Molecule: messenger RNA, 3400 nt
Organism: Danio rerio (zebrafish)
Lineage: Eukaryota; Metazoa; Chordata; Actinopteri; Cypriniformes; Danionidae
Source: RefSeq, a predicted model, not a curated record
GAAGAACCAGCGCUUCUCCGGUCUCAAUCGCCAUAUUGUAAAAUAAGCUAACCGUAUUUUCCGAUCCAAGGAAGCCGAGGUCUGCUCCUCCUCCUCCAAUUCAGCUGUAAAUAUUGGAAGAUUCGCAUCAGUCUACAAGUGAAGAAGAGCAUCAGGCUAAAUCCACAGUUAAAUCUGACGUAACAUCAUGAGUUUAUUGAACGACAGUGAGAAGAUGAGUGAUCCAGAACCCUCCGCAAUUAAAGAGGAAGAGACUGAAAAACCAACAGACCUGACGAUGAAGAAUGACCAGACACUUCAUGUCAGUAAAAGUGUGACCUGCGACGUGUGUGGAAAGAAUUUCAAAUGCAAACGGAGUCUCGAGUUUCACUCGACGAUUCACACGGGAGAGAAACCGUACACGUGUACCGUGUGUGGGAAGAGUUUCAGACAGUCGGCAUACCUUAAUCAACACAUGAUGAUCCACACCGGAGAGAAGCCACACAAAUGUGAUCAGUGCAGCAAAAUGUUUAUAAAGGCAUCAGAGCUGAAGGACCAUCGUAGAGUUCAUACAAACGAGAAGCCUUACUCGUGCUCCGUGUGCGGGAAGUGUUUUACACAUCUGCAGAUUUUAAAAAGACAUGAGGUGAUUCACACUGGUGUGAAAGAGUUUAUGUGCUUUGCAUGUGAUAAGGCCUUUCUUACAGCUGGACACUUGAAACGGCACCUGAUGAUCCACACUGGCGAGAAGCCUUACAAGUGUUCACACUGUGAAAUGAGAUUCACCCGGACAGAAUCCAUGAAAGCACAUGAGAGGAUUCACACCGGAGAGAAACCGUACAAGUGUUCACACUGCGACAUGGGGUUCAGUCGGUCGGAAUCUCUGAAAAUGCAUGAAAGAAUUCACACUGGAGAGAAACCUUUCAAGUGUUCGUUCUGCAUCAUGACAUUCAGCAGGUCAGAAUCCCUGAAAACACAUGAACGGAUUCACACUGGAGAGAAGCCUUAUGGGUGCUCGUAUUGCGAUAGCAGAUUCAAUCUGGCUAAAGAUCUGAAAAUACACGAGAGGAUCCACACUGGAGAGAAACCUUACCAGUGUUCGUACUGCGAAAAGAGAUUCAGUCAGCUGCAAAACCUGAAAACGCAUGAGAUGAGUCACACUGGAGAGAAACCGUUCAAGUGUGCGUUCUGUGAAAAGCAAUUCACCAGGUCCGAAUCCCUGAAAGCACACAUGAGAAUUCACAUCGGAGAUAAGCCUUACAGUUGUUCAUACUGCGAAAGCACUUUCAGUCUGUCAAGAGAUCUGAAAAUACACGAGAGGACUCACACCGGAGAGAAACCGUUCACAUGUGAUCAUUGUCUGAAGAGUUUCUCGCAAUUAUCAAACCUUAAACAACACAUGAUAGUCCACACUAGAGAGAACGCACACAAGUGUGAUCAGUGUGACGAAGCAUAUUCGUGUGCUUCGAAGCUGAAGGCCCAUCUUAGAGUUCACACAAGGGAGAAGCCGCAUUCAUGUUCUGAGUGUGGACAGAGUUUUACGCUGAUGUACGAUUUAACCGAACAUCAGAAAUCACACACUGCUGAGGUUUCAUUAGAGCAGGACAUCGAAGCAGAUGAUCACUAUCAGCUCCUCCUCCACCAACGAGCGUCAGAGCAUCAGGAAGAAGUGAAAUCUGAAAGACAGAGUUUAUUGAAGGACAGAGAGAAGAUGAGUGAUCCAGAACCCUGCAGAAUUAAAGCGGAAGAGGCUGAAACAGACAUAAAGAUGAAAAAUGAGGAGAAACUUCAUCAUGUCUUGAAAUGUUUGACCUGCACUGAUUGUGGAAAGAGUUUCGCAUCCAAACAGAAUCUCAAAGUUCACAUGAUGAUCCACAAUGGAGAAAAGCCAUUCACAUGUAGUCAGUGUGGGAAGAGUUUCAGACGGUCAUCCUCCCUUAAUCAACACCUGCUGAUCCACACCGGAGAGAAACCACACAAAUGUGAUCAAUGCGGCAAAACCUUUUUGAAGCUUUCAAACUUGAGGGAGCAUCUUAGAGUUCAUACGAAGGAGAAACCUUAUUCAUGUUCUGAGUGCGGAAAGAGUUUUACAGUGCAGUCAAGUUUGAUGAAACAUCAGAAGAUCCACACCGGUGUGAGAGAGUUUGUGUGCUUUGAGUGUGGAAAGACUUUUAUUACAGCAAAACAUCUGGAGCAACACCAGAGGAUUCACACUGGAGAGAAACCGUACGAGUGUUCACACUGCGACAAGAGAUUCAGUCACUCAGGACAUCUGAAAGCACAUGAGAGGAUUCACACUGGAGAGAAACCGUACAAGUGUUCAGACUGCAACAAAACAUUCAGUUACUUAGGACAUAUGAAAGCACACCGGAUGAUUCACACUAAAGAGAAACCUUACAAGUGUUCACACUGCGACAAGAGAUUCAUUUGCUCAGGAAACCUGAGAACGCACCAAAGGAUUCACAAUGAAGAGAAACCGUACAGUUGUUCACACUGCGGCAAGAGAUUCUGUCAGUUAGGAAACCUGAAAACACACGAGAUGAUGCACACCGGAGAGAAGCCGUACAAGUGUUCACACUGCGACAAGAGCUUCAGUCGGUCAGGACAUAUGAAGAAACAUCAGAGGAUUCACACUGGAGAGAAACCGUACAAGUGUUCACACUGCGACAAGAGAUUCAGUCGGUCAGGGUAUUUGAUCAAACAUCUGAGGAUUCACACUGGGGAGAAACCAUACAAGUGUUCACACUGUGACAAGCGAUUCAGUUGCGCUGGAAAUCUGACAACACAUGAGAGGAUUCACACCGGAGAGAAACCUUAUAAGUGUUCACACUGCGACAUGAGAUUCAGCCACUUAGGAAGCCUGAAAUGGCAUAAAAGGAUUCACACUGUAGAGAAACCACUCUAAUGACACUGAUGUAGCAAAACAUUGUAAUGUGUGGUGUUUUUCAUAUUAAUGUAACUAAUACCUUAAAUAUUGUAAAUACAUCCAACUUCUGUAUGAAUCAAUUCAGAGAGGCAGAGUAAUUGCAUUUUUAAAAUGGAAGUUUUGGUAUUAAACCAGGCAAUGCUAACCAGGGUGACAUGAUGGUGUGAGAUGAGCAAUUUGUGACUUGUUUUAUUAAUUAGUUAGGAUUUUUAGAUAAAUCUAACACUUUGUUAGCAUGUUGCUACCACAUGUUGGUAGUCCUGUUUACUAGCCAGGGUCAAAAAAAGUAAUGUUGCUGUGAUCAGGGGGGGAGUAAAGACUAUUUUAAGGGCCCACACAUUUAGGGGGCCCCCAGAGACAUUGUGCCCCCUUCUCCUCCCCUCACCCCAACCACCCACCCGCUCUUCACUUUCGUCUGCAUCCUUUUGCUUGUCAUAGGGCCAGUGAAGGCCAGCGGCACCCCUGGCUGUGAUUAAAAAAAAUAGUACAAUUUGG